AUUCAACUUCCCUUAAACUGCGAUACCAAAUCCUAUACGUCUUCUGUAAGGAUUUUCUGACGACGAUUCCGUCCAUUGUUCCAUCCAAGUUUGGUAAGACAGGGAUCCGUAUGAGAUUACAAGCACAGUGAAAUCACGUGCGAUUUUCGCUCCUGAGCCGCUCUUCCUUGAAUUCUUGCCUGACAUUCACCGCCUCUUCCUUUGUCGGUCAUCGUUCUACCACCGCCAACCGGCCAAUGCCACUCGAUGAUUUCGACAUCUUUACUGAAGAAUUUUGGAAGCCUGCCUCCCUGGAAGGGGUAAAAUUCGUUUGAAAAUCCGGCUAUAUAACGGUCCCGUGGAUCAAGAUCGAAUCAGUAUUGUGAUCUAGCUCAUCUCACAACACUUGUAUCAUCUUCGACAAUCCAAAGAAGUUCCAUACCAAAAUAACCGAUCAUGAAACUGUUCAUUGCUUUCGCUCUUGUCGUUGUCGUUGUCUAUGCAGCACCUCAAGGACGUCAAGAAGAAGUAGUACUCGUCAAAGAAACACCCUCAGAUAAUAUUGGCUUAGGUGGCUAUAGAUAUGCCUACGAACUUUCCAACGGUCAAUCUCAUCAGGAAGUAGCGGAAUUAGUUAACGAAGGAACUGAAAAUGAAGCUUUAACUGUUCGAGGCAGUUAUAGUUGGGUGGAACCACAAAGUAAUACAGUAUAUACUGUAAACUACGUGGCUGACGAGAAUGGUUUCCAUCCUGUGGGUGAACAUCUCCCUGCUUAAUUGUACUAUUUUUAGUUUUAAAUAAAUUUUAUAAAUUUCUUUAA
Apis dorsata (giant honeybee) is the source of this 800-nucleotide messenger RNA. RefSeq names its product flexible cuticle protein 12-like (gene CPR12). The transcript has 2 exons. NCBI's taxonomy places the organism in Eukaryota, Metazoa, Arthropoda, Insecta, Hymenoptera, Apidae. Gene Ontology annotation, cellular component: chitin-based extracellular matrix. Gene Ontology annotation, molecular function: structural constituent of chitin-based larval cuticle. The coding region runs from base 436 to 756 and encodes 106 amino acids. The record is from RefSeq and is a predicted model, not a curated record.